AUGUCUUUUGACAAUAAUCUCGAAGGAUACAACAUUGUCAAGUCGUUCUGGCACAACUUCUGGAACCCCAACAUCGGCAACUUCUCGACGGGUAUUCCCUGUAAAGAAUCGCGCGAUGGCAAGUUUUCGUGCUGGACUAUGGGUGUGGUUCUCCAUGCGGUGGCAGAAUCUUGUUCGGUCUACCGAGACAUGACUCGGCCGAUAACUGCCCCAACGGUUUCUGCAUGCACCUGCUAUCGGAACCCUAAGUAUGGUGCGUACGCCGUGCUGUACCACGGUGCCCAGAACUCUGGAGACGACGAUAUCAACUACGACGAUUGCGGUCACCUUGUGCGCGGGAUGAUUGCUCUUUAUGAAGCCACGGGAAACCAGGAGUAUUUGGACCUUUCCAAGGAACUGAUGCGGUUCUUGAUGACCGGCGUGGUGGAGCAUCAGAAGUUCCACGUCAAGGGUCUCAAGUGGCACAUCAGCAAGAAGUACAUGGCUUCGAUCUCAAAUUGCGUGGCAGCGUCCGGAGCAAUGAGGCUCAUCCCGCAUUCUCCACCAGAAGAGCAGAAACAGCUGUACGAGUUCGCCAAGCUGUGUGUGAACUUCAUCUGGGAGCUCAUGCUCGACAAGGGCGACAACAUCGUCAUGGACGGCUGUGCGUACGACUCGGAGGGCAUCGACAGAAGCAAGUACUCGUACAACACGGGAAACACUCUCACGGCUAUCUGUCUGCUAUACCAAUAUGAUAAGGACCCGCAAUGGCAGGAUAAGGCCAAGAAGCUCGCCGAGGCUGCUACCGAUAGAGGAAAGACGCUGUUUGACAGAGACUACGACGAUUGGGGCAAGCGGUACUGGCACGGACCUUCCUACUUCAUUCAGCUCAUGAUCGAGGGUCUGGUGGACUACUUGAUCACUUUUGGCCAGGUAGCUCCGGAAUCCACUCGCAAGUGCUGUGAGAACGAGAUCCUACGUCACGUGUCGUACUUCAGAAAGUACAUGUACGAUCCAUCGGACGGACUCUACUUCUGCUCUUUCGAUAUCUACAAGCUGGACCCGCGCACCUAUGACAGAUACCGCAAAGAGUUUGGCGGCCACAAGAAUUUCAGCCCGGGAGAAGACGACAGAGCAAAGACCAACGGAGACAUCAACUCCCGGCCAAUGUGCAAGAGUCUGAUCGCGUCGGCCGCAGCAGCCCACAUCUUCUUCCAGGUGGCCCGGAUCUUCCCUAAGAUGGAUCCCGUGCCUGUGUAG
Messenger RNA from Ogataea philodendri, 1239 nucleotides. RefSeq lists its product as uncharacterized. The record is from RefSeq and is a predicted model, not a curated record. The transcript has a single exon. NCBI's taxonomy places the organism in Eukaryota, Fungi, Ascomycota, Pichiomycetes, Pichiales, Pichiaceae. Bases 1 to 1239 code for a protein of 412 amino acids. Gene Ontology annotation, biological process: carbohydrate metabolic process.